UGGCCGCACUCCGCGUUCAAAGUACGGGCUACGGGUGCGGCAGUUGACCAUUGAUCGUCCUUGGGAGGUGCCUUUCUCGACGAGCAGCAGGACGUGCUAUGACUCGAUCCACGAUGGACUACGAUCUGUUCCUGGACGAACUGGAACUGCUGUUCCGCCGCAAGGGACAUCUACCGGUGUUGCUUGUGGCGCUGACCGUUCUUGCGCUCGGCUUCUUCGUCGUCGGCAUCCUAAUGGCCACCGGAAUCAUGUUGGUCACGUUCUUCCUUUUCGUCACCGGCGACGACGGAAGUGCCACGGAAGCGGCCGCCGAGAUCGUAGCAGCCGUCACCUAGUGAUGGGGAUGGCGAAUGAAAAAUAAAGUGGCCCCACGGUGCGGUGCGCUUAUCGUUAAUUGUUUGUGGAAAUUGAAUUUAAACGACGGCAUUCUAUUCGGUGCCGCCAGCGAGCGGAUAAAGUUAAGCCGAAAUGGGACCAAUUCAGCCACGGCACGCUAGGUU
Molecule: messenger RNA, 500 nt
Organism: Anopheles cruzii
Lineage: Eukaryota; Metazoa; Arthropoda; Insecta; Diptera; Culicidae
Exons: 1
Coding region: 99-335 (78 amino acids)
Source: RefSeq, a predicted model, not a curated record